Messenger RNA from Lampris incognitus (smalleye Pacific opah), 1703 nucleotides. RefSeq lists its product as uncharacterized. Gene Ontology annotation, cellular component: membrane. Bases 196 to 948 code for a protein of 250 amino acids. NCBI's taxonomy places the organism in Eukaryota, Metazoa, Chordata, Actinopteri, Lampriformes, Lampridae. The record is from RefSeq and is a predicted model, not a curated record. The transcript is spliced from 7 exons.
GCGGGUGGGAAGAAACAACAACGCUUCCCGUAACUGAAGCGAUCCAGUUUUCUCCAAGUCAGGAAAUAUAAGAACUGCUGCGCAGCGGUGGAUCACGCCGCAGCUCCUAAGGGACGCCAAACGGAAGGAUUGGUUUUUGUCACUUUUUAUUUUAUUUUUUUCUAAUUUCAUUUGAACUUUCACCGGUGUACAUACAUGUCGACGGCGUGCGUGCGGAGCCCGGACGGGCUGCUGGUCAUCACUCAGGUUUUCUCCGCCGACGCCGGCGGCGCGAGCCUCGCCCCGCCCCCGGACAAAACCGCCCCGCCGGAAGUGUCUAGGAUGGCGGCCGCCUUCCUCCGCGGGGAGCCGCAGUCCCUCGGAAUUGUGCAGAUCUUCAUAGGGUUGGUGAUUGUGAUGGUCAGUAUGUCAGCCGUACUGUCGCCCAGCCAGCUGGUUCAGGCGCCACUCGGCAUGGGCAUGACUUUUGUCUUGUCGGGGUCACUGGCGUUGGCCGCCAGGAAAGGGACCAGUCUGGGUCUGAUCAAGGCGACCCUGGCGACCCACAUCCUCAGCGUAACAGUGGCACUGAUGGGAGUCGGGUACCUCUGCUGGCGGCUGUCAGUUCGCUUGAGCGACCAGGAAUUUUGUGGCUUGGAUGACAUGCACUACGACUCCAGAAGCCGUGGUGGCUCCAAUUGCAUUAGUGCAGUGCGGAUGCUAAACAUGAUUUUGGAUGGAGUCCAGGGCCUAGUUUUGAUUCUGAUGGUUCUGGAGACGUGUGUGGCCAUCACACUCUGUGUGUUCUCCGGCAAAGCUAUCAGUCGAGGCGGGAGCUACAUGAUGGUUCCUCUUGAGAGUGGCAGUCCUCAAGCAGCCAACCCUGCGUCAGAGUCUGACAGUAAUGUGGUCGUAUUGGAUGACGCCGCAGAGGAGUCCGCCUCCACCCCACCCCCAUACAGUCCAUAAUGUGGCAGCCACGCUACCAAACGCUGCUGUGCGAUGACACCAACCGCUUCCCCCACUGGUUAUAUUGCUGCUGCUUGUCAUGGUAAUGAGACUCGGUUAUGUGCAGAGCGUUCGCUCGCUCGCUCGCUAUUGUUCAAGUUAUUCUUCUCUGAACCUUAUGUGGUUGAUAAAAGUGCUGUUGGCUUGAAAAUGGAUUUAAACUGACUGAAGCAUACCCAGUAGGAAAAUUGCUGUGGCCCGGACCCGUCCCACACCGACACUUCAUCCGGCCCACAUACCCCGUGGAAUGAUGGCACUUGGGCGGUCCGCUCCUGUUUGCCAGAUCUGGGCCAGAACCAAGCCAUAGCAGUGCCGCAUGUGCCACAUAUUUGCCAAAGGUGGCCCAUAUUUGUUUUGUGAUAUGUUCACCAUUUACCACACGGGCCACUUCAGGGUCACAUCCAGAUUACAUUUUGCCCAGAGCACCGCAUCUUUGCCAAAAAAGGCCCACAUUUGAUUUGGCAUAUUUGGGCCAUAUUUGCCACACGUUUAUAUAUACAUGUGGGCCACUUCAGGCUCACAUCUGUUUUGUCGGGGCCAGAAGAAGGCCAUCAGUGCCGCAUCACUGCCUGAAGUGGCCCACAUCCGGAUGCUGUCAGGGUAGUUGGAACUUUUGUUGGUUUACUUGUUUUAUAACCACUUUUAUUGUUGCCUCCCAUCUUAUGUGCCAUGCUUUCACUAUUUGUUAAGCGUCUUCAAUAAAAUGAAAAACAUGA